AAUGAAAGUAGAGCUCCAGUUUGAGGGGCAGUGAUUCACCUGUUGCUCCCUCCCGGUUCGGUCGGGGGAGAUAUGAGAGGUUAUUACAGCUGACUUCACAUCUGCCACACCACUCAGCUGACAGCCUGCCACCACAUCAAACUGCCCACGAUGUCUGCUGAUAAAACCAUCGUUUUCUUUGACCUGGAGACCACUGGCUUAGACACUGCAGUGUGUGACAUCAUCCAGUUGUCGGCCAUCUGUGGGGAGAAGGUCUUUAACGCCUACACCCUCCCCCGCCGCGCCCUCACCGAGAGCGCCAAAAACGUCACAGGCUUCACCGUCAGCAAUGGCUGCCUGUUUCUCCGUGGGGUGCCAGUAGACACCAUCCCUCUUUUUGAUGCUCUCACCUCCUUCAUCACCUUCCUUCGCUCCUUCCGCCGCCCUGUGGUGCUGGCGGCCCACAGUGCAAGGCGGUUUGACGCGCCUGUGCUCACCAGAGUGCUGACACAGUUCGUCCUCCGGCAGGAGUUCCAGAAGGUGGUGUCUGGGUUUCUGGAUACCUUCCUGCUCAGCAAGAAUGUCUUCCAUGGUCUGAACAGUUAUUCUCAGGAGAACUUGGUCCGCCACUUCCUUGGAAAGACCUAUGACGCUCACAAUGCUAUGGAGGAUGCGAGGAUGCUGCAGGAGCUGUUCAACACAUGGAACCCUGGCGGAUGGGAUAUCAGCAGAUUUACCUACAGGUCAUCCCUAGCAUUUUAAAAAAAGCUUCAGAAAACACAAGAAUAUUUUUUCUUCAUGUACAGUUUGGUCUAACUGAACAUGAAGAAAAAAUAUUCCAUCUAAAAAACAUCUAAAAGUUUUGUUCUCAUCAUGAACCCUCAGGUUGUUGGACGGACUUUGAACAUUCAGAAAAAAUAUUAAAUGACGGGUAAAUUAAUUUCCUUGUGAAUGGAGACAAAUAAUGUUAACUCACAGAUAAGUCAUGUUGAUUCUGUAUAAUGAUUUAUAUUUGAAAGCUACAUAUUUAAUGUUUUUUUAACAUGUCUCACAAGUGUACUUUGUCUUUCCAGUCAAAUGUAGCACAGUUUGCCAAACAAGAACCAAUAAACUUUCAUAUAAUUCUUCUUCACAA
Dicentrarchus labrax (European seabass) is the source of this 1114-nucleotide messenger RNA. Its product is annotated as protein PML. Bases 151 to 741 code for a protein of 196 amino acids. Gene Ontology annotation, biological process: DNA catabolic process. The transcript is spliced from 3 exons. The record is from RefSeq and is a predicted model, not a curated record. NCBI's taxonomy places the organism in Eukaryota, Metazoa, Chordata, Actinopteri, Moronidae. Gene Ontology annotation, cellular component: cytoplasm. Gene Ontology annotation, molecular function: 3'-5'-DNA exonuclease activity; nucleic acid binding.